CUCUCUUUUACGCGCCCCGUUGUGGUCGCUGUGUGUGCUAUGCGUGCCUGGCUGCCGGUGCCGUAUGCGUGUGUGGAUGAGGGUGCCUGCCUGAGUGAGAGAGGGAGCGAGUGAGCCGUGUGCUGCUGUGGCUUGUCCUAUGCGGAUUUCACCAGUGACUGCCUGUCCGAGCGGCGCGCAUCAUCCAGGGUAGGCCGGGAUUUAAACGCUGCCGUUACUCUUCAAGGAUUCCCUAAAAUAGUUAAUGUCCGGUUCUUUCGGCGCGUUUAUCGGUGAGAGGUGGAAUAAUUGUGGUCGUCCUGCUUAGCCGAUCCCAGCGGAGAUAGGAUUUUAUCGACGCUGACUUGGAGAGGAGAGGCGAUGAUGCUCGAGAGAUGAGCAAUGGGCAAGGGGCCUCCGAUAACUCCUGACAGAGAAGAGGAGCCUUCAUUACCAUAGCUACCUCUCCUCUCCUCCUUCAAUUCAUGUUCCCCUUUUCACCUCCUCUCUUCACCUGUUGAGGGUUUGCUCUUCACUUUCUAUCUCAUCCACCUCCUCCACCACCACCUGUCACCAUGACAACCUCAGCCCUGCGCCGGCAGGUGAAGAAUAUUGUGCACAACUACUCGGAAGCAGAGAUCAAGGUUCGCGAGGCCACCUCGAACGAUCCAUGGGGCCCGUCCUCGUCUCUCAUGUCAGAAAUCGCUGACUUGACCUUCAAUGUGGUAGCGUUUGCCGAGGUCAUGGGCAUGGUGUGGAAACGCCUCAACGACAGCGGCAAGAACUGGAGGCAUGUCUACAAGGCCCUGACUCUGUUGGAUUACCUCCUGAAGACAGGAUCAGAGAGAGUGGCCCAACAGUGCCGUGAGAACGCUUUCACUAUUCAGACGCUUCGUGACUUCCAAUACGUGGACCGUGACGGCAGAGACCAAGGGGCCAACGUGAGAGAAAAAGCACGCCAACUGGUGUGUCUCCUCCGGGACGAGGAGCGGCUCCGCCAGGAGAGGAGUCAAGCCCUGAAGACGAAGGAGCGAAUGGCCGGGGGAGGAAGCGGAGGGGGCGGAGGGGGCGGAGGGGGCGGCGGGGGCGGAGGGGGCGGAGGGGGUGGAGGGGCUGGUGGUGUGUAUGGAGGUAUACCCCCAUCCUACCACCCAGGCAGGCGAACAAGCCAGCCCAGCAUGGCCGUGCUGUAUGGGGAGGAGUUCAGCCGCUCCAGAGGCUCUCCGUCCUCCUUUAACUCCUCGUCCUCAUCUCCUCGCGCUGCCUCAGACCUGGAGCAGGCUCGACCUCAGACCAGCGGGGAGGAGGAGCUGCAGCUCCAGCUGGCGUUAGCCAUGAGCAGGGAGGAGAGUCAGAAGGAGCAGCGCUGUCGCCAAGGAGACGAGUCACUGUUACAGAAGGCCCUGGAUGAGAGCAGGAGAGAGAGCCAGUCAGGGACACAGGAGUCAGCUAUGCUGGAUCUAGUGGACAUAUUUGGUCCGUCCUCUGAGGUCCCACCUCCCCCCAGUGACCCCUGGAGCUCUGCUCAGCCCACCAGUGACAUCACCUCUGACCCCUGGGACUCUGUAGCAGUCCACUCCAGCACUCCUGUGACUGGUAGUCCUUGGGCGGCCCCUCCCUCGUCCUCCCAGAUGUCCAAUCCCUGGGCUCCAUGUGACAACUCACACACAGACCCCUGGGAAGCAGCACCCAUCUCCUCCAGUCCUGUCAAUCAUGCGUGGGACAAGCAAUCUGAUGGAGACGGUGAUGGGAUGGAUCCAUUCGCUGAACAGGAAGAGGAGAAGCCUAAACAGGAGAUUCCUCAAGUGUCCUCCCCUCAGCCUGCCAGUCCUACAGAUGAAGAGCUGUUUGGGGUGAGGGCAGAGUCUGACCCGUUCUCUGGAGCCGAUUCCAAGACAGAUCCGUUUGGGUCUGAACCUCCGGUGAAACCCCAGGUAAAUGGACGAGAGUCGGCCAGCCCGGAGAUGUUUGACCUGUCUCGGCUAGCACCCCCACUCAGCGCCCCACCUACACGCAUGUGUCGGACCCCAGAGGCCUUCCUCGGACCUACAGGGGCGUCGCUGGUCAAUCUUGAUGCCCUGAUACCUCCCAACCCUCCUAGCAAGAUGCACAACAACCCCUUCCUCUCAGGUCUGAGCGCUCCAUCUCCUACCAACCCCUUCCACUGUGACCAGCCUCGCCUUACCCUCAACCAAAUGCGACCAUCCUCCACCUCCCCACUGCCCCCCCACGUGCUCUCCUACAGCCCAUCGCUGCCGCUCCCUCUGCCCCACCAACCGCCCAUCCUCCCCUCCUCUCUGACACAACCUCCCGCCGGACUCCUGGACCUUCCCUCCAACCUCCCCCAGCCCCUGCUCCCUCUCUCUCCCCGGCCUGUGCCCCGUACCCAAUCACAGACACACAGCCACAACCCCUUCCUCUGAGACUCCUUUGUCCAUUUCCUCUCCCUCACGCUCUGUUCUGCAGAGGGAGUCGUCAGACAUUGGACUCUUUUGGAUUAAUCUAUGCCAACUCUGGACUACAAUGAGAUGAGUCUAAAUGAGCCUGAACUGGACAGCAGAUCCUGGUCUGAUGUCAUUGUGCACACUUGACGUGGAUAAAUCUUGGACUGGAUGUAUUUGUGUCCGUCUAAAGACACAUCAGCUGCUAUAUAACCUGAACCCUUGAAGAAAAGCUAACUCACGCACACACACACACACACACACACACACACCCAAACAUGCACUCAGGUGCACUAAGAGGUGCAUAGACACAUAUAAACACAAACAUGCACCCAUGGUCACAUCAUGCACAGACACAUGUCACCAAACUAACAGGGUGUAUCUCAGCAGUCCCUUCAAUGCCUUUUCCCCAGCAACAGUGAGCACUCUGAACACCCUCUGACCACAGAGACACAACCGUUCCUUUAGAUGAUCUAGAGGAAGCCACAUACUUUGAUUGUCCACCAGGAUUCUUAUCGCUGCUGCUUCACCGACGAAAGCAUGAAUGCAUCCCACCCCCGAGACCCCAAACGUAUUCUGCUGAGCACCUGAGAUGACUUCUUCAAAUAAGUCUUCUUUUUCUCCCAGAUGAGUCAAAUAGUAUCUUGAGCUUUGAUGGCACAAUUGAAUCAGCGGAGGAGUUAACAGUUUGUCAGUGUAAGAUUCAAGAAAGCACUCAGCACUGUUCAAGAACUAAUUGACUCAGGUAUUCCUUCCCACAUAUACAUGAUGAUAUCUAUUUUGCAUCGCCUUCUUACCUUGCGAGCUCAAAAGCAUCUGGUCCUAAGCCCCACCAGGAUCCGGAUGGAUUCAAAACUGGACUAAACCAGCCUAAGCUAGACCUUACUGUCUCAAUCUGGACCUAAACUGAUCACUGAUUGUAUCCAAUCGGACCCGCGUGCCUGUCUCAACAGCUGACUCACAAUGCAUUCCCGGCUGUUUCACGUUGGCGCCGUUGAGGAGGACCUCAGGGAGACCGCUCUGUCCCUCCUCCAUUGAGAUUCAAUCUUAGUGAAUAGAAAGGGGUUCGUCUGCAGAAAGCAAGGAGAUCCAUGACUUUAUUUCAGAUGUGGGGCAUAAAAAUGAGGGAUGAAGAGAACAGAUGAAGGAGGAGGGAGGAUGAAAGUAAAGGAAAGAUUAAUAUAAACAAAGUGAAAUGAUUACAGAUGAUAAACUAAUAUAGUAAGAAUUAGCUCCUCUCCUCUGCUCCACGUUCACUUCUGUGUUAGGAACAAGAGAAUCUGUGAUACAAUGAGAUGUUUGGUCAUCACUGCACUGAACCUGGACUUGAAUGUGAAAUGCCUGCCUAUAGAUACACACAGGCUUAGUACAUAUGUAUUUAAUAGAAUGAUAUCUAUACAGUAUUAUGAAAUAUUAU
Messenger RNA from Thunnus maccoyii (southern bluefin tuna), 3837 nucleotides. It is a transcript of the gene epn3b, whose product is annotated as epsin 3b. The transcript is spliced from 12 exons. Gene Ontology annotation, molecular function: clathrin binding; phospholipid binding. Bases 555 to 2402 code for a protein of 615 amino acids. Lineage: Eukaryota; Metazoa; Chordata; Actinopteri; Scombriformes; Scombridae. The record is from RefSeq and is a predicted model, not a curated record. Gene Ontology annotation, biological process: endocytosis. Gene Ontology annotation, cellular component: clathrin vesicle coat; endosome; plasma membrane.